AUGGCGACCGGUGAGAGGCGAUCAAAUCUCAGGUUGCUCAGGACGUCAUUGAUUUUGGACCAAGGCGACACACGCACGACUCGCCAUGGAGACUGUCUCAGACUGUGUACUUACAACGCGAGAACAGUUUCCACAGACGCUGACCUGCAUGCCCUUCUCGGAGUUGCAGAGCGUAUCAAAUUUCACGUGAUUGCUCUGCAGGAGACCAAGUGCAGAAGGAGCGACGUACGACAGAUGAAUGACGGUACACUCGUCAUUCGUGGAGAGAAGGUUCCGUCGCGAAAUGGAGGCGGUGUUGGUUUUGUUGUGCACCCAUCUGUCGUCCAUCUCGUCGAUUCUCACGAGAUCCUGUCACCUCGUCUGGCCAUUCUUCGCCUCCGCCCUCUGCGCCAAAAAUCCAUCAGUAUCAUCAACUGCUAUUCACCAACAUCAGCAGCUGAAGAUUCCGAAUUGGACGCGUUUUACGAGGAGCUGGAGGAAGUAGUCCGCAACGAGAAAUCCUUUUACAAAUUCGUUGUCGGAGACUUCAACGCAAAACUAAGAAAGGCCACAGAAGAGGAAUACAGGAUUGGAAGAUUUGGACAAGGGGACCGGAAUGAAAAUGGCAAUCGUCUCGCCGGGCUGUUGUCCGCCGCUCGCCUCUUUCAUGGGAACUCUUUUCAUGAAAAAAGAUCAUCGUCGGUGGACAUGGGAAUCGCCCAAUGGCGCGACUCGUGCGGAGAUCGACCACAUACUCACCAACCGGAGGUGGUGUCUACUUGA
Necator americanus (New World hookworm) is the source of this 762-nucleotide messenger RNA. RefSeq lists its product as uncharacterized. The coding region runs from base 1 to 762 and encodes 253 amino acids. Gene Ontology annotation, biological process: chromatin remodeling. Gene Ontology annotation, cellular component: nucleus. The record is from RefSeq and is a predicted model, not a curated record. Lineage: Eukaryota; Metazoa; Nematoda; Chromadorea; Rhabditida; Ancylostomatidae. The transcript has a single exon. Gene Ontology annotation, molecular function: catalytic activity.